This is a messenger RNA of Laccaria bicolor S238N-H82, 330 nucleotides long. RefSeq lists its product as uncharacterized. Gene Ontology annotation, biological process: proteasome-mediated ubiquitin-dependent protein catabolic process; autophagosome assembly; nuclear membrane reassembly. Gene Ontology annotation, cellular component: cytosol; nucleus. The transcript has 2 exons. The record is from RefSeq and is a predicted model, not a curated record. Gene Ontology annotation, molecular function: ubiquitin binding. Bases 1 to 330 code for a protein of 109 amino acids. NCBI's taxonomy places the organism in Eukaryota, Fungi, Basidiomycota, Agaricomycetes, Agaricales, Hydnangiaceae.
AUGUCUGGCAACAACGGCAGUGAUGACACUCCAAGCAGCUUCACUCCCGACCCAAAUGCUACCUCAGCGACUGAUCUUGACCAGGCAGUCGUCCGGCACUUGACCUUUUGGAGGAACGGCUUCCAAGUUGAAGAUGGUGAAUUAAUGUGGUACGAUGAUCCCGAAAAUACAGCCAUCCUGGAAGCGAUAAAUGCUGGGUAUGUUCGACAUCCCCCUCUCGAACCUCGUCUUCUGGGUUUUAGCGUUGAUGAAAUCGUAGCCGUGCUCCACCGUCCAUCUUCAACGUUCUCGACGGGCAAAUCGUCGAGGUACGCGUCGCAAAACGCAUAA